UUCAUCGAAGUUUAAAGAUGUAUUUCAAGACCUAAUUGAUAAAACCAUCAACCAGAAACCGAAACAGUGAAUUUACGAAGAAGUCGCCUGAUACAAGCAACUUCCUCUCUUUUCGACUUUCCAGCUGCAGCUUAAAAGAGUGAGAGAAAAUACAAUGGAAGAGACAUGUUUAUUUGAGGGAAACGAUAUGGUUUCAGUUUAAGACCUGUUUCUUUAAAGGCACCAAAGAGGCUGGAGAGAAACAACGCUGUUUAGCUAAAGCCUCAAAUGGGGUCGUUUUAGUAUUUUCAAACUUAACAAUUGGGGUACAAAAGUGUGAAAUUUGUCAGAGAAAAGGCCGCCAGGGAAGCUCAUGGAAUCGUCGUAUCCCAAUAAGGCGUUAACCGAGACGCGCUUCUCCGACCUCAAGCCGCCGCUCUCCGAACCGGUACUGGAAGCACUGAGCGCAGAAGGGUUUCAGUUCUGCACGCCGGUUCAAGCUGCUACGAUCCCCUUGCUAUGCAGCUUCAAGGACGUAGCCGUCGAUGCCGCCACCGGCUCCGGGAAAACCCUAGCCUUCGUUGUCCCCUUGGUAGAAGUCCUGCGUCGAUCCUCCUCUUACCCUCCAAAGCCUCACCAGGUUAUGGGGAUUAUCAUCUCACCAACAAGGGAGCUAUCCUCGCAAAUAUUCAACGUGGCCCAGCCAUUUGUAGCGCCGCUGGCAAAUGUGAAGGGUGUGCUGCUUGUUGGAGGUGGAGAUGUGAAGACAGACAUGAAGAAGAUAGAGGCGGAAGGAGCUAAUUUGUUGAUAGGCACUCCUGGCAGAUUAUAUGAUAUAAUGGAGAGAAUGGGUAUCUUGGAUUUUCGGAGUUUCGAGAUUUUGAUUUUAGAUGAGGCUGAUAGGCUCUUAGAUAUGGGAUUCCAGAAGCAGAUAAAUUACAUUUUAUCUCGCUUACCAAAGCUUCGUAGGACUGGUCUGUUUUCAGCUACACAAACUGAGGCUGUUGAAGAGUUAUCAAAAGCAGGACUUAGAAACCCUGUAAGGGUUGAAGUUCGAGCUGAAACAAAAACAAUGCAUGAUUCAGAAUCAGCGCAACAAUUAGCUUCUUCUAAAACACCUUCAGGCCUUCAUCUUGAGUAUUUAGAAUGUGAAGCAGAUAAUAAACCAUCUCAACUUGUUGAUCUCCUUAUCAAGAACAAAUCUAAAAAAGUUAUAGUAUACUUCAUGACAUGUGCCUGUGUUGAUUACUGGGGAGUUGUUCUUCCACAACUUACUAUCUUGAGGGGUUUCUCCUUGAUUCCUCUUCAUGGGAAAAUGAAGCAGAAAGCAAGAGAGAAAGCACUAGCUUCAUUCGCUCCACUUUCAAGUGGCAUCCUUCUAUGUACUGAUGUUGCAGCACGUGGACUUGACAUUCCAGGAGUUGACUGUAUAGUGCAGUAUGAUCCUCCUCAAGAUCCAAAUGUUUUCAUUCACAGAGUUGGACGAACAGCUAGGUUAGGUAGAGAAGGAAAUGCCAUUAUUUUUCUAUUGCCAAAGGAGGAAGCUUAUGUGGAAUUCCUGCACAUAAGAAGGGUUCAUCUUCAAGAAAGAAAAUGCACAGAUGAUGCUGUGGAUGUUGUCUCUCAUAUUCGAUCUGGUGCAAGGAAGGACCGUGAUGUCAUGGAAAAGGGACUGAGAGCAUUUGUAUCCUACAUCCGUGCAUAUAAAGAACAUCACUGCUCUUACAUUUUCAGGUGGAAAGAACUCGAAAUUGGAAAGUUAGCCAUGGGAUAUGGUCUUUUACAGCUUCCAUCGAUGCCUGAAGUAAGGAAUCACUCACUUUCUACUGAGGGUUUCACUCCAGUUGAGGACAUAAAUUUGGCAGACAUCAAGUAUAAGGAUAAAUCCCGUGAGAAGCAAAGGAAGAAGAAUUUACAAGCAAAAAAAGAAAAAGAAGAAGAAAAAAAUUCCCAGAAGGUCAGCAAAACUUCAAAACAAACUCCUACUAUCAUGAAGAAGAAAACAGCAAAACAGAGACGUGCUGCACAAACAAUAGAAGACGAAGAGGAACUGACCCGAGAAUACCGGCUGCUUAAAAAGCUGAAAAAGGGAGCCAUUGAUGAGAGUGAAUAUGCAAAAUUAACAGGAAUCGAAGAGUUACUUUGACUUGCAAGAUUUAGAGGUUGCGUAUUACCAGCUGUUAUUAGAUUCUGAAGGCAAGAAUUGAAUUAGUAACCUAUUUUCUGGAAACUUAUCACAUCCUUUGGGCUUAUGGAUGUUGAGAACCGGGUGUCAAGGAAUCUAGCUUUAGCUAAUUUGGUUGAUGACCUUUGCUGGUGAAAGGAAAGUGGCACUCAGCUCAAUUUUAGCUUCUGCUUUGAGACAGGGGCACCAGAAAAGCAAGUCACAGUUACUUCUCAUUGAUAGUAGUUUAUUAUGCUGAUUUAUUUACAUGGGAAAUUUUUGUUUGGUUAAGAAGAAAAGCUUUGUAGUUACUGUUGCCAAAAUAGGUGCCUAGAGUUAGGUUAAAUCUUUCAUAGUUAAAGAGGUAGUGCAA
Molecule: messenger RNA, 2516 nt
Organism: Carica papaya (papaya)
Lineage: Eukaryota; Viridiplantae; Streptophyta; Magnoliopsida; Brassicales; Caricaceae
Product: P-loop containing nucleoside triphosphate hydrolases superfamily protein
Molecular function (GO): nucleic acid binding; ATP binding
Source: RefSeq, a predicted model, not a curated record